Molecule: messenger RNA, 858 nt
Organism: Cyprinodon variegatus (sheepshead minnow)
Lineage: Eukaryota; Metazoa; Chordata; Actinopteri; Cyprinodontiformes; Cyprinodontidae
Gene: mmab
Product: methylmalonic aciduria (cobalamin deficiency) cblB type
Exons: 9
Coding region: 42-734 (230 amino acids)
Molecular function (GO): corrinoid adenosyltransferase activity
Source: RefSeq, a predicted model, not a curated record
ACUGGACAGCGCUCAGACGCAGCUGCUACAUUUAGCUCGUUAUGACAUCGGUUAUUAUCAAACCUGCUCUCCUCCGCUGUUUGUUGCGGACACCGAGGAUCAUAAACGAAUAUCGGAAACAUACACCUCUGAUAUUAGACCGAAGUUAUGCCACUGGAGAAGAAAGGUCACCAAAAAUAUACACCAAAACUGGAGAUAAAGGUUUCUCCAGCACAUUCACAGGAGAAAGGAGGCCAAAGGAAGAUCACAUUUUUGAAGCUUUGGGGAAUACAGAUGAGUUGUCAUCAAUAAUAGGAUUGGCUCGAGAAUUUUGCCUCGACAAAGGUCACAUGUUCACAGGUCAGCUGGACAAGAUCCAGUGCGUUCUUCAAGAUGUUGGCUCCAAUAUUGCUACUCCUCGAUCAUCUGCAAGGGAAAGCCAUAGACAAAGAACAAAAUUCACUCCUCAGGCAAUCACUGACCUGGAAACGUGGAUUGAUAAUUUUACGGAGGAACUCCCACCACUAAAUAACUUCAUUUUACCUUCUGGUGGAAAAAGCAGCGCAGCUUUGCACCUAGCACGGACAGUCUGUCGGAGAGCAGAACGUAGUGUUGCUCCAAUUGUGCGUUCAGGGGAGGCGGAUCCAGAUGUUGCCAAGUUCCUCAACAGGUUGAGUGAUUACCUCUUUACAGUUGCCAGAUAUGCAGCCAUGAAGGAAGCCAAAGAGGAAAAGAUCUACAGGAGACCUGAAUGAACACAUCUAUUAAUCAAAAGCUGUAUUUCUACAUUGAUGGCUUCAGAUACUUCUGUUGUGUUGACAUUUUUACAUUCAAGAGUGUUUUUAGUACAGACUAAAUAAAUCACUUAAACAGUGCAUG